ACUCAGUUGAAAACAAGACGCAGUGGAGGCAAUACGACUUGCGGUCGGAAUAAAAAAAUACAAAAUAGACCAAAUUUUAAUGGAAACAUCUAGAAAUAUUAUAGAUUUACCAGUGGAACUUAUAGAUCGAAUAUUCAAAAAUCUAGAAGAAAGUGAUCAAUGUCAUCUAGCCCAUAGUCAUCCUUUUCUUCGGAACUGUUUUAUUUAUCAUGUUGGAAAUCGAUACAGCAAUGUUAUUUCCUCUUUAUGUUUUAAAAAUUGGAAGACUAUUUUGCCAGUCUGUGGAUCAACAGUUCAUCAUAUUGUAGAAGAGUUUCACAUAUUAGAUGAGUCAUUGAUGAGAUUAAUUGAACAGCAUUGCAUUAAUUUGGAAAGUAUACAAAUCGGUAUUAAUCGCCGGAACUACCGUAGGGUUAAGACCUUUUUGGAUAAUCUGAAAUCAUUGAGUUCGGUAAGAUUGUGGGUAGAAUGUGCUGUCACGGAAAGAAUGUUUUCUGUUUUAAGGGAAAUAAAACAUCUAAAGGGUUUGGAAUUUCUUCGAUAUUCUAGAUCAUAUUCAAAGCAAAUUUCAAAUUUUGGCCAACUGGAACAUCUAGCCAUAACUAUUAACGAAUAUAGGUUAAAAGUGGAUGUAUUAGAAUGGUGUUAUGGAUUGCAGAAUCUACGUUCUCUUAAACUGGAUGGCAUGGAUUAUUGGCGUUCAAAUUAUGAAUGUACUGAGAUUAUUGCCUUGGAAGAGCUUGAAGUACGUGACUGUGAUGUCUCUUAUAAAUGGCCAAUUUUUCACAACCUAAAAACAUUAAACGCGCAUUCCGAUAAAUCUUUAGCAACUAUUCAAUUUGCUAUAAGGCAUUCAAAAUCGUUAGAAAAGCUAAUAUUAAGCUACGCAUAUGACUCUAAUUUGUUUGAUUUAUUAAAUGGCUGCAAGAAUCUACGUUACUUGGAAAUACAACAGCUCAGUAUGCAAAUCAAUAAGGAAGAAUUGAUACUUAUGAUUGAAAUAUUGAAGAAGAAUGGUGUCACCCAACAAAACCCAUUUACACUUAAGCUUGACCCAAUUAUGAAUCAUAUUGGAGCGUUGUUGCUGGAAAUUCCCGGUUCAGAGAUUGUACAUUUUCUAAGUAAUAAGAAAUUACUUGAUUCCGAAACUAAAUAAAUCUAAAACUAAAUAAUUUCGAUCAAA
Molecule: messenger RNA, 1183 nt
Organism: Drosophila eugracilis
Lineage: Eukaryota; Metazoa; Arthropoda; Insecta; Diptera; Drosophilidae
Exons: 3
Coding region: 80-1156 (358 amino acids)
Source: RefSeq, a predicted model, not a curated record